AUGCAACACUGCAUGCCUCACGAUCAGACUUGGAAAAUCGAGUGCGAGGGCAAAGAUAACGGAAGUAAUGGCCAGGCUGAGGAUGUAGCUCGCGAGGAAAAGAAGGGCGCAGAUGAGGCCACCUUCCGACGGAAGAUUUCCUUCCUCCCGUGGUGGGAGAAGAGCAGCUCAUGUACAGACCUUGAACGAACCCCUAAUCUCAGUGGGCCAUCCGUCAAAGUUCUUCUCUGGGGACCUUUCCGGCAAACCGGAUCCCUGGUAGGACGAAGCACUCGAGCGUUAUUCGAAUGGGACACGCCCAGAACGCGGGCCUGUGUCCUCAAAGAUACCUGGCGCUUCGUAGAGGGUGACGCGAUGGCUCAAAAAUCAGAGGUCGUUGAAACUCUUCAUCGCAGGCAGGUCCCCGACAUCCCCGGACUCAUUUCCAAGGAUGACGUUGAAGGAGAGGAUGCUUUGACACAUUUUUCACCUGAUUGGGUCGCCGUGACGAAAAGCAAGGGCUGGGGCCAAGAGGCGCUCACCACGUGGAUUCAGGAAAUACGGGAGGCUUUCGAAGGGCGCUAUGGUAGAGGAGGGAAGGAUUUCGACGAGCACGAACCUGACUACAUGCUCGCAGCAUUCCAAAAGGCACUGGAUCCCGCUGCCAAAUGGGGAGACAAUUCGACGCGUCUCCCCACCGUUCAUUCGGAUCCUUGA
Messenger RNA from Coprinopsis cinerea okayama7#130, 696 nucleotides. RefSeq lists its product as hypothetical. The coding region runs from base 1 to 696 and encodes 231 amino acids. NCBI's taxonomy places the organism in Eukaryota, Fungi, Basidiomycota, Agaricomycetes, Agaricales, Psathyrellaceae. The transcript has 4 exons. The record is from RefSeq and is a predicted model, not a curated record.